UCCAGUCCUGAGCCCUGCCGUCCAGGGGCCUGGAAGCUUGGACAGUGACAGCAGCCGCCUGUUGGGGUCUGGGCUUCUUCCUCAUCACGUCUGUCCAGUUGCCCUAGUGACUGUGUGACAACUCCACCCCUCCUCCCUCUGCUGCCGCCCGCACCGCCAUAUAAAUAGAGGCUAGGAGCAGCUGGGUUCUCUUGGCAGUCACCAUGAGGGCACUGCUCCUGCUCUGCUGCUUCCUGGCCUCGCUCCUGCUCUCAGGACAAGCAGAACUGCAAGUCCCUGCUUCGGGUGGCACAGAAGAUGUUGGCAAUUUGUUGGAGAAUCAUUUCUCUGCUGGAAACGCAAGUCUAGAGGAGAAAGAAAGGGCACUUUAUGCAGAUGCGGCCCUUCAAGACAAGAAUCUGUUCCUUCACUACCCAGACAGCAGGGAGGCUGAAAGCUCAGAGCAGAACACCGCCGGGGCCCCUCCCGCUGCCACCAGCCCGGGCUCCGAGUCUGAAGCCAGCCUCUCCAGUGCCUCAGCUGCAGAAUCAGCUCCAACUGGGGAUGUUACAGGGCCCGGGAAGGAAGAGGAGGGCCUGUCAGGAGCAGGCGUCUUUCCUCUGGGAGAGGAUAAGGGGCCUAUGGAAGAGGAGAGGCUAAAGCUCAGUUCAGUAGGAGAGGAGGAGGAGGUUGGGCUGGGGCUCCCCACAGCAGGAGCUGUCAGUGGGAAGACAGAAGGACAGGUGGGGAGUGGCGAGGUUCCCCAAGAAGCUGAGGAAGUCCUAGGCCACAGUCUCAUGCAGGAAGAAGCAGCAGGGACAGCAGAGCCUGAAGUCAAGGGGGCCUUUUCCAGUUUAGAGGGUGAAGAGUUCCACACCCUAGAGGCAGAAAGUGAGGGGAGCCCAGGGUCUGAUCAUCAGCACACAGAGCAGGAUGGGGAUGCAGUGUCUGCAGAGGAGGCUGAGGACCAGUUCACACCCCAGGUCCAUGGCUCGGAGGCAGAAGGCAAGAGCGGCCAUGGGCCUGAUCACCAGCCUGCAGAGCUAGAUCGAGAUGCCACAUCUAUGGGAGAAGCAUCGGAGGCUGACAUGGGCACAGAAAGUGGGCAAGGAGCUGAAGACCAGCCCCAGCCCCAGCCCCAGCCUCAGGCCCAUGCCCAUGCCCCGGAAACAGAAGGCGAGGGCAGCCCAAGGCCUGAUCCCCAGCCCACGGAGCUGGAUGGAGCCCUUGACACUGCAGUUGUGGGAGUAGAGUUGGAAUCUGCUAUGGACACAGAAGCCAGGGAAGGGGCUGAGGACCAGGGGGAGGCAAGCCCCAUCAAGGAGACUGGCCCAGCCACAGAGGUCAGUGAAGAAUCGGAGGGUUCCCAGAGCUCCAGGCCUGGGGAGACUGAGGAGGACCACCCUGCUAAGGCCCAGAUGCCAGGGAUGCCUGUGGAGGGCCCUGAUGAGGCCUCCUCUGAAGAAGCAGGUGGUGAAGAAGGUGCAAGUGAGGAGGAAGGAGUAGUUCCAUCCCAAGAAGAGUCCGAAGAAGACAGCGGUGACGAGCCUAGCUCAGAAGAAGGGGAUGACUCUGAGGAGGCUGGGGAGCCUCAAGGAGCAACAGGAACCACAGGCCAUGAGGAGAAAGGACCUCAGCUCAGCACAGAGGAAUUGAAUACAGAGUCUGAGGGUGGCGAGACCCAGAGUCCUGAGGCAGAGGAGCCGGAAGAGGGACAUCAGGGGAGGGGGAAUCCCGUAAUUGCUCCACAGGAAGAGACAGAGGAUGUGAGUGAAGAAGCCCCGAUGAGGGACCGCUCCCACAUUGAGAAGACCUUGAUGCUCGGUGAGGACAAGCCAGCUGAUGAUUUUUCAGCGGUGUUGCAGCGGCUUCGAAAGAUCUACCACACAUCCAUCAAGCCCCUGGAGCAGUCUUACAAAUACAAUGAGCUCCGACAGCAUGAGAUCACAGAUGGGGAAAUUACUUCUAAGCCAAUGGUGCUGUUCCUUGGACCAUGGAGUGUCGGUAAAUCCACCAUGAUAAACUACCUCCUUGGGUUGGAAAACACUCGCUACCAGCUCUAUACAGGUGCUGAGCCCACCACCUCUGAGUUCACAGUCCUUAUGCACGGCCCUAAGCUGAAAACCAUUGAGGGUAUUGUCAUGGCUGCUGACAGUGCCAGGUCCUUCUCACCCCUGGAGAAGUUUGGCCAGAAUUUCCUAGAGAAGCUCAUUGGCAUUGAAGUUCCCCACAAGCUUCUGGAGCGGGUCACUUUUGUGGAUACACCUGGUAUCAUCGAGAACCGCAAGCAGCAAGAAAGAGGCUACCCCUUCAACGAUGUGUGCCAGUGGUUCAUCGACAGAGCUGACCUCAUCUUUGUUGUCUUUGACCCUACCAAGCUGGAUGUGGGUCUGGAGCUGGAGAUGCUCUUCCGCCAGCUGAAGGGACGUGAGUCCCAGAUAAGGAUCAUCCUAAACAAGGCCGACAACCUGGCCACACAAAUGCUCAUGCGUGUGUAUGGAGCCCUCUUCUGGAGCUUGGCCCCUCUCAUCAAUGUCACAGAGCCCCCAAGGGUUUACGUCAGUUCCUUCUGGCCACAAGAGUAUAAGCCUGACACCCACCGGGACCUGUUCCUCAAGGAAGAGAUCUCUCUCCUGGAAGACCUAAAUCAGGUGAUCGAGAACAGACUGGAGAAUAAGAUUGCCUUCAUCCGCCAGCAUGCCAUCCGGGUCCGCAUUCAUGCCCUGUUGGUUGAUCGCUAUCUGCAGACUUACAAAGACAAAAUGACCUUCUUUAGUGAUGGUGAACUAGUCUUUAAGGACAUUGUGGAAGAUCCUGAUAAAUUCUACAUCUUCAAGACCAUUCUGGCAAAGACCAAUGUCAGCAAGUUUGACCUUCCCAACCGUGAGGCUUACAAGGACUUCUUUGGCAUCAACCCCAUUUCCAAUUUCAAACUCCUCUCUCAGCAGUGCUCCUACAUGGGAGGGUGCUUUCUGGAGAAGAUCGAGCGGGCCAUCACCCAGGAGCUCCCCAGCCUCCUGGGUAGCCUUGGGCUUGGGAAGAAUCCAGGUGCUCUCAACUGUGACAAAACAGGGUGUGGUGAAACCCCAAAGAAUCGCUACAGGAAGCACUAGAUUGUGUGUAGCCAUUCUUGGGUCCCCAUUGGUGAAUGAGCUUGUGUCCUAACUGUCUGAGAAGUCCUGGUUUAACCCUUUGAGCCACACUGGUGAAAUCAGUAAGCGUUGGAGAUUUGGCAGUUUGUUGAGGCUGGUAGUGGGGUAAGGUGCAUGGGUCUAGGGAGGAGAGUGGAAACUGUGAAUCACAAUUUGCUUGUCUUGUUGCUGCAGUUAGGGAACCUGACUGAGAUGAAUCAGGCUCCACUUGCUUUUCCUGGGUCCUGUCUUAGAAGGACAGAGAGCAGCUAAAUUCUAGUGUAUACUAAAUCAAUGAGGGUCAAAUAAGCUAAAUGCGGCUGAAAUUCCUUUUUCCGCUGUAUGCUGGAUGGAUAAUGAGGUGUAUAGAGUUGUCAGGUCUGUUCUGGCUACUUCCAUCCAGUCUUCUGUUUGUUCUCCAUCCUUUCUUUUUUCCCUCCCAGGCUUGGGUUGACUUUCAACAAUGGGAAAUCUCUUGGGUCUGAAUCUACCUGGGCUUUGAGCCUGUCCCAGGGUCCUCUUCCCUAUUUCUUCAGGGGUUGGGGCAGUGGGUAGGGUACCAGAACACUAAGAGAGAACCAGAGUUCCCAGGUUAGGAUGAAGAUCUGUCUCCUUCAGUGCCAUUUCUUUGAUGUCUCACCUAAGGGAGCUCAGAGCCUUCCUUGGCCCAAUGAGAGGGGACUGUAUUCAGGUGAUUCCCCUCUUGGAAAUGACAUAAAUGAAGGUACUGAAAGGGCUCAGGGGGUUAAUUGGUUUGCAGUGUGUCUUUGUCUAUUGCAUGUCUUGGAAAACUCAGAUCCCAAAGGCACUGGGUUUCAGAGUGGUCAAUGGAGACCCUGAUUCUUAUCCUUAGGGACUUCUCUGGGCAGCCAGCCUCUCCCAGAUUUAGGAGGAGGUUGUUUCCACAAGUGCUCCAUGGGAGCACUUGGCAGAGGAGCUGUUCCUUCUGGUUCCUGUUACUAUGGCUUUUCCUUUCCUUUCUUCUCCAUUCCCUGAUGCACCAACACUUAAAACUAGGAGAACUUUCCUAGAAUCAGAACUAAUACCAGCCACUCAGCACUGGUGACAACCAAGCCUUAAAGUUCAGCUUCACCUGCACCUGUCGUGGGUAGUCACUGAACGCACCAUAGGAUGUCAUAGCCGCAAACAACAGUGUGUGUGAAUUGUGGGUAUGUUUCCCAGGAGAGAUUAGGGAGGUGAUAUACCCAAAGGCAUGGAAAGAGCAUUCAUCUCGAGAAUCCUGCAAGGCUGCGGGCACUGUAGGAGUGCACACACCAGCCCAGGGCUGCCUCCAUGGGCUCCUUUCAGUACAGCCAGUGUCCCCUCUAGGGGGAUAAACUUUCCUGGGGGCCUUAGUCACCAGGCAUGGGUUGGAUCCAGCAGCACCAGGAAGUCAUCUGUACCAGAAGGAAGGUGAACAGGAAGGCUGAGCAAGAGUCUUCCAAAGACUGGGCAGUGUGAGUGGAUUGGUGAUCAGAUGGGAUCCUUGCAGAGAACUGCAGUUUAGGAGUUCAUGUUUCUCAGAAUUUUUAGCCAUCCAGCCCCUGCUGCAAGAGGCUUUGUGAAUGGCCUUCCAUAAAACCUCCCCUGACCAGAACCUCCCACAAGAGAACCAAAGCCUCCAAAACCACCAAGUUAUUCCUUCCAAGGAGCAAGUCAACUGGAAAAUAAAAGCAAGUUCCAUAAGGGGUGUCCACAGAACCUGGUAGCUGGGGCAGAGAAGCCACCACAAUCUGACUUGGACUUUUUUCCCCAUUAAAACAAGUAGCCAACCCGCUUGCCUCAUUUCUCUAUUACUUUGCCCUCUUGGGGGACCGUCCCUUUUUCCUUUGAGCUCCUCAUGCCCAUCUGCUGCUUUUGGUGUACCUGUUUUUUCUCAGUGCAGUCAGGGAAAUAAAAAAUGCAGAACUGCAUGGGCCUUGUCAUAGCUGUCAGUGUCACCAUUGCUUUGGGGAAAUGGGUGGAACAAGUCUAAUAAACUCAUGAAAUAUUGUACUUUGGGGGGCUCUACCUUCUCAGUAUUUCCCCUCUCUGGAUUUUUCUUUCCUGUCUUCCUUUUCUUGUUCCUCUCUCACUCUCCAUUCCGUUCCUCUUCUCAUGCUUUGUUUUGACCUUCCUCUAUUGCCCACAGGCCUGUUAAUCACUCAGCACAAGUUCUAAGUGCCUGUUCUUUGCUGAGGUUUGUGGAGAUAGAUUACAAGGAGGGUUCUUUUUAGGAAUAGGGGCUGGGAGUUGUGGGAAACUUAGGAUACGGAGAUUCCCCGAAGUGGGUAUCUGUAUUUGUGCCAGAACAGUGGCUGACCCUUUCCAGUGUUCUUUUGAUUCUGAUUUCAUCAGGGAGAAUGUCUCAAUAAAGCUCCAAUCUUUCUUUAACAUUUGUCCUCCCUGAUUGUCUCCAGCAAAGGGGAAUCUCUUAUCUUCUGUUGUAUCUAGUACAGUGUGCUCAUUUUCACAUUUCUUGGAGAUAGGCUGGACAUUUAUAAAUUGCUUGCCCUUGUUUUGGAUGCUUUUGGUACCUUAUUUUGGUAACUUCUUCCAGCCUCUAGCCUUCCUGGUGUUGAACAUGGUUUAACUCCCCAGCUGACCAUAAGCCAAGAUCUACAGUUGUGAAAUGUGAAACCUAACUGACUACUGUCUCCUCAGCACCUCAAAUCAUCAUCCUCUCUGACAUUCAGGGAAACAACCCUUUGAACAGGGCCACUGGAAAUUUAUUCCUCAUAGAGGUGGCUCGGGUAGUGACACCAUUGGGUCCACUCUCUACACCAUGCAAUGGCCUCAUGAUCCCCACAGCCCUGGUGGAAGAGCCCUCAGCUCUGCCGAAAUGGUGAGGAUGGGUGCCUCCCUCAGCUGCUCCACAAAAUGACUGCCCCUGCCUCCUGUCUGCACGUCUUUAGAGAAACCUGAAAGCACUCUUGAUUCCCUGGGCCAGCACCUUUCCACCAGGUUUUACUGUUUCUGGUAUUCCGGUUAGAACAGGGCUCCUUUAAUUCUAAAUUUUUCCCUCCAGGAUAUGCCAAGAGGUUUUACACUCUUGCUUGAAAACUGGGAAUGAAAGGGAAAGAACUGAGCCCUGCUCAGGAGGUGGGAGGUUAGAGAUAGCCAAAAUAGAAAACCAGGGCCUAGAAACCCAGGCUACCACCCAUGCAGUAGCCAGAGAGGAUGCCAGAUUUCAUGGCUAUGGUUGACAUCUGUGGGUUUUUUCAAUUUGGGAAGAGCUGAUUUUAGGGUUGGGUGUGUGGGCUCAUGUUCUCCUUUGCUGGUGUCCUGAUCAGGGUGAUUUUGCAACCUACAGACCUCGGGCAACUGAGCAACCUGAUCUAUUAAGGCUAUUUCUCACCGAUUCCAUCUUGAUCCCUUUUCUUACCUAUUCUGGGAGAAACACACAGCUUUUCCCUGGAAGACAGAAGGCAGGCAAGCAAGGUCAGAUCCUGCUUCAAAAUUGUGCUAUUUCAUAAGCUUCAUACCCCAUCACCUUUAGGUUAAGCCUAUCAUUAUAGGAAUAAAGAAACAAAUAGAAAAAUGGGAAAGCAAAACCUGAGAGCAUUCCGAACAUAGCAAGGUCAUGUUAGGAAUAUGAAUGAAAAAUGUCUUUAAGGGUAUGUGUAUAUGUAAGUUGAGCAUUAUAUAUAGUGAGGGAUGUGCAAAAACAUUACAGUGCAGGAAGUCUAUGUGUGUGGGGAAAUAGAUGUGGGUGAGAUUUUGUGGCUAAAUGAUGCUCAAGCACCCAGAACAGUGCCUGACACAUAAGAUUCUUCAUCUGUGUUGCUGGAAUGGAUGAAUGGGCUCUUGAGAGGUAAAUAUUGUGGCUGUGUGUUUUGUGUUGUGUGCAAAUGGCCCCUGACACAGACAUAUGUCUGGGGUGGGUAAAUGAAGGAGUAAUUGCACUGAGUAUAUGAGAGCAGAUCACAGAUUAAGCGAGUGUGUACAUGGGCAGAUGUGUGUUGGGGGUAGAUCUUGGAUGUCCAACACGGGAAUCAGUCACGGGAGGACAAGCUGCUAGACUCUGGUUUGGCAAAUGUGUUUUAUUCCAGAUAACUGAAGUGAAAGGGCCUUAGCAAAUGCACAAAUACUGGUAGCAUUUCAUGCGAAUUCCACCUUCUGUGACAUUGAUGUGAGGCUCAAGUUUUUUCCAGCCCAAGGAAAACUUAUUUCUUCUCAGAAGGCCAUAAAGGCAAUAAGGAAGAGACAUUAGUGUCUCAGUCACUUUUCUUGUUACUGGGACCUAAAACUCAGCACCCACAAUUUAAAGGAGAGAUUUAUUUGGGCUCACGGUUUUAGAGGUUUCAGUUCGCAGCUGGCUGGUGCCAUGGCAGAAGUAGCCUGGUGGAAGAGUGUGCAGUGCAGGAAGGCUGCUUCCAUCAUGGUGGCCAAGAAGCAGAGCUGGAAGCACAGUUCCCGUUCACACCCUAGUGACCAACCUCUGCCAAACAGACCCCAGCUCCUAACCGCAAGUCAGGGGAGCUAUUGUGUAGCCAUAAUCCAAUCAUCUUCCAAACACGUGGGCUAUUUAAGACUUAAACCAUACCAAUUAGAAAAAUAAAAUAGAAUAAAAACAUGAAGUCUGUAGGAAA
Messenger RNA from Chinchilla lanigera (long-tailed chinchilla), 7681 nucleotides. It is a transcript of the gene Srl, whose product is annotated as sarcalumenin. NCBI's taxonomy places the organism in Eukaryota, Metazoa, Chordata, Mammalia, Rodentia, Chinchillidae. The record is from RefSeq and is a predicted model, not a curated record. Bases 204 to 3092 code for a protein of 962 amino acids. The transcript has 7 exons. Gene Ontology annotation, molecular function: GTP binding.